AUGGGUACGGAGGCUAGACGAGUUCAUGAUUUCACUUGUAUAAACCCUCUUGAGUUUUAUGGUUCUAUGGUGAACGAGGAUCCACAAGAGUUUGUUGAGGGUAUUUACAAGAUCGUGGAUAUUAUGGGAAUUGGUCUGGUGGAGAAGAGUGCAAAAACCUCCUUGUUGAUCAAAGAGAUGGACAUAUCAAGGCUGAUGACUCAUGACGAGCAAAUUGAUGAUGAGAAGCUUAAGGAGAGUGCUAGGGAGGCUAAGAGGGCCCGGACUGAUAGUGGUUCAUCUUUCGCUAGUGCUCCGAUUCCUAAGUUCAACAAGGAUAGGCAUCCCUUUCCCACUUGUCAAAAAUAUGGUAAGAAUCAUCAAGGGGAGUGCAUGGCCGAUAAAGAUGGUUGUUAUAGGUGUGGUGAGAUUGGACAUAAGAUGAGAGAUUGUCUAACAACUUCUAGGAGAGGUAGGGAGAUGUCUAGGUCUAUAUCUUUAGGUAACCCAACCCAAGAAGGUACUUCGUCUGAUCCUAGUAGCGGUUAG
Molecule: messenger RNA, 528 nt
Organism: Solanum dulcamara
Lineage: Eukaryota; Viridiplantae; Streptophyta; Magnoliopsida; Solanales; Solanaceae
Exons: 2
Coding region: 1-528 (175 amino acids)
Molecular function (GO): zinc ion binding; nucleic acid binding
Source: RefSeq, a predicted model, not a curated record